This is a messenger RNA of Fusarium poae, 2496 nucleotides long. RefSeq lists its product as uncharacterized. Bases 1 to 2496 code for a protein of 831 amino acids. The transcript has a single exon. Lineage: Eukaryota; Fungi; Ascomycota; Sordariomycetes; Hypocreales; Nectriaceae. The record is from RefSeq and is a predicted model, not a curated record.
AUGGCCCAAGAGAUUUCUGUUCAAGGGACUCUUGUUAGCAGGAAUGUGCUGUCUGGCUUGGCUGAUGAUCAGCGCUACCAGAUCGAGCAGUACGAGAAGAUCGUGCACUUGCGGGAUGCCAUUCUUUCUGGUCAACAUCCGACCAUCAAACCUUCUAACAUCCAUACAUCUGCAAACUCUCCUCCCACCCGACCGAUAGAUACCUCCAGUUCGCAUGGCGUGUCAAACAACCAGUCAGACAAGCAACAUCAGGUUGGCAUUUCGACCCCUGCUUCCAGUAGCACUGCAAAGAACAGCAAACCAUCCGGGGCAGGGUUUACUGAGAUUAAUCCAAUCUUCCUAGAGAAGUCUGAAGAUUUGGUUAAAGCAGAGUUGCGAUUGCAGAGACAAAAGCUGGAGCGUGCUUUGAAAGACGAGGUUGAUCAAAAAAAGGCUACCACCAAGAGCGCAGCUCAAGGAGAGCCUAUUGUUGAAUUCGAUCUUAAUCAGGUUUUAUCUGAAGCUUUGACACGCGUUCAGAGUACCACAGGGCCUGACACUACUGUUCCUGCUGCUGAUACUGACAAUGCAAGUGACUCUUUCGAUGAUAACACUUUCUACUCGUCGCAGCACAACACGCCGUCCUCCGUUCUGACUUCCCGAAUUCGUAACGAAUCCGAAGACGCACAAGUGCCCGCUUCGGAACCGCGACCGCCUAUAAACUACCACAGCAAUGCCAUUUUAAAAAACCGACCGACUGAUGCUGAACAAAUUCAUCCGGACAUGCGGAGCCAGCCUCAAAAUCAACAGGCGUAUUCGAAUCCAGCAAACUUUGCUGGUAGCUUUGGCUUUGAUAGUGUCACUCGACCUGGGCAAGUUCCUGGCCUUACGACUUACAAUGAAGACAGGGCUGGCCUUGGGCAGGAUGCAAGUGCUAGACAAAGUCCAAGUAAUUUGGAUAUCGAUAGGCAUAGGGGCGAUUAUGGAUCUGCAAUUCAGCAGCCAGCCCGUGAACAACAUAUUGACAGCCGUCCCGCCUCUCCGCUGAGGAGAAUCAACGCCAGGUCGUCUCCCGAUGCCCACGCUUCGCCAUUAGCAAAUGCUAGGCGACGGCCCCUAGCUCUUCAAGCCACCUCAACCUCGUCAACGGGUACACCCGCCCAAAUUGCUGUUCUCAGAAAUGAACCAAUUGCUGUGACCAGUCCUGAGAGCUCGCCUCAAGGUGGACAGGCUUCAGAAAAAGAAAAGCGGAAGGCAAAGAAAAAGAAGAGAAAGGCUGACAGGCAAGCGCCAGACGCUGAACCAACCCCUUAUAUCAAAACAGAACCUCGUUCUCCAUCACCCUUGAAUGCCCCAUCCUACAUUCGUCCAAAUAAACGUCAAAGGUACACUCAACAGCAGCCAGAUGAACCUGGCUAUGAAGAAAUCCGUUACGAGCCACGCCCUACUCAAUAUCUGCCAGAACCUUCGCACAGCCGCCAGGAGAGAGAUGACCGAAUGCCAAUAAGUUAUGAAAGAGUAGAUUUCCCUUCCCAGCGUGCAACAAGCACUGCCAUUCCCGGAGGUACUGUCUAUAGGCGAGAGUUUGCCGACGAUCGAUAUGUCCAAGGAGGAUCAUAUGCCGUUGAGCAGUCUCCGCUCAUUUCAGCUCACCAUCAGAGACAGUCGGUUGGCGGAACGGCCGGUCCUCAGGUUCGUCCCCACGACACUUAUCAACAACGCCCAUCUUGGCCCUACCUAGGACAUGAAGCGUCUCCUUCCGCGUUGAGGGGAGAAGGUGAUGUCUUUAUGGCACCUCAUCGGCCACCACCUACUCGUAUCAUCGUAGAUGCCUACGGGCGUGAGUAUAUUGAACCACCUCGUCCGACGAUUAUUCGGCAGUCCGCCGCACCCCACGCUCGAUCUGGGGAGCCUGAAAUUAUUUACGAACGGGCUCCACCUCGAAGGCCCCUAGGGACAGAAACAUAUGAUGAGGGCGGGGCAGUAUAUCGCAGACGGUCACCAUCGUAUAUGCCUAGGCGGGUUGUUACACAGCCAGAGUACAUCUCGCGAGAUUAUAGAGACCAGCGGCUGCACGAACAGCCGUCACGUCCAUUGGGACACCCAGGAGAAUUUGUUGAGGUGAUGGCACCUCCAGAACGACGUCGUUUGGAAGACGGGACAAGGGAAUAUAUUACAAGGCCGUCCAGUGUGCGACCUGCGGAGCCUGUUCGCUAUGAAGUCGCCCGGGACUAUGGCCGAGUGCAGAGCGUGCGACCCGAGGUACCCGUACGUCAAUAUGCACCCAGUGUCCACCCAGAGAAUCGCCGUGAAGCCGCACAACCGUACGGGCGAGAAUACGGUGCCUUGACUGCGGAACAAGGGGUUGUCAGACAAGAGUACAGCACGCGGCCUGUGGAGCGGUACUACAAUCAAUCGAUGCGAGGUGGAGAGGAGAUUGCUUUCAUUGAGCAACCGCGUGGAGAAACACAAGAGAUAGUCUAUGCUGAUGAUGCGAGGAGGGAAGUUUAUCGCUAA